Messenger RNA from Coturnix japonica (Japanese quail), 3511 nucleotides. The record is from RefSeq and is a predicted model, not a curated record. NCBI's taxonomy places the organism in Eukaryota, Metazoa, Chordata, Aves, Galliformes, Phasianidae.
AUGGCAAUGGACAAUUACAGAACCCACCACAACAUGAAGAUGGCCGGUGAGCGGCACCCAGGGACGGCGGAAAACGGCGGUUUGGGGCUCGCAGUGCUGAGAAGGGAUCGCUGCCUUCCCCUGGACGGGCUCCCAUCCCCGGGGCUGCACGCGAGGGACGACAAGGGCGGCGGGGCGAGGGGGCACCCGGAGCCUCCGCGUUCCCCUCCCCCGUGCUCCCGGCUCGGCUCAGGGGUCGGAGCUCUCGCCGGCUGCCCAAGGGGCCUCGCUCCGGGUAGCGGGGGCCUGGGGAGCGGGGUACCCCGGCCUCCCGGGCCUGGGGACGGAGGAGGGCUGGGCUCACUCACCUCGGCGGGCGGCAGGCGCCGCCGGCUCUGCAUGGCGAACGGGAUCCCCCCGGGGCCGCCGCUCCUCCAGCUGCCGCCGCUCGCUCCCGGGCGGGCCCCGCAGCCCCCGCGAGCGCUGGAGAGGCCGGCGCCCGCCCUCACCGCCCGCCAGCCGGGCUCCGCUCGCUGGCUCCGCGGCCAAGGCCGCCGCAGCUCCCGGCAGGCAGCGCCCCCUGGCCGGGCCCGGCGGCAGCGCACGGCACUGCGGCACCGGGGAGGCAGUGCGGAGCCUGACGCACCCCCGCCCCGCCACCUCCGGAUCGCACGCCCAUACGUGCACCCAGCGGGAGCGACGCGGCUUCUGGGAGCCGCCCGCUAAUGGCAGCACAUAGAAACCGCCGGGAGCUCCGCGCUUCACGGCUCCGAAUGGCAGCCGGGGACGCCCUACGCUGCGCCGACACCGCGGUCCCUGCACACAGAGUAGGCACGGCGCCAUCCGCUCAAAUCAGCCCCAGAGGGGAAAAAAACCCACACCGGUUCUUCACAAAAGCGAACUCAGAAGUGCGAUGGCAAAGUAACGGGUACGCGGGGAGCCAUCGCUCUGCGCUUGGACUCUCACCGGCGCCUCUCUCCUCCCGCAGCACCGCGUCCAUCCGACGCCUCGCGUUGUGCUUUGAGGGGCCGAACAGCCGCUGCCUCCCGCCCCGGCUCCGGCUGGAACCGCCGCCCUGUGCCGGGCGGAGCCUCAGGGCCCGGCCUGGGCCUCGCGCCUCAGCCGCGUGUACCGCGCCCCGCCCGCGCUCACGGCCAACGGCCGACAACGGCUCCGGAGCGCCUCAGCAGCGCUGAGAGAACGGCCCGCACCGUGGGCUGCCCUGGGCUCCGUGAGUGGAAAUCUAAAGGAAGCACCUAGUGUUUGGUCAUUGAUUCUGGUAGAACGAUGCGCUUUUCAAGUAGAAAAUAAGUGUUACACCCCAUUAACUCAAUCAUCGAUACACAGGCAAAGAGCUGAGGAGAUAAAAAAUGCUAAUCAAAUCUGGUAGCAGCGCAUUAAGUGGAAUUUGUUUUCUCCCGUAAAGCGUUCCUGGUUAACCCCAACGUGCUGUCUCUGGCAAUUAGUGGUGUCAUGCUUGUAAAGCACCAACGAGUUCUGAUCCGUCACUGCCCUCAGAACAACCCUCACACAGCUGAACCAUGGCCUGUGACAGACAGAAGGGAAGAACAGCAUCAGCCAGCUGACGCUUCAUGCCCUCCAGCCAAGCACACACGUGUGGUUUCCCAACCACAUCCAUCUCAGAGUCACAUCACUACCAGAAUUUAGUUCUAUUUUAUACAGCUGUGCUGCUGGAUACCUGGAACGAAGGCAUCCUCGUCACCACAGUGUGCUCCCUCUGCUAAGGAACAGUUUGGGUAUGAAUAAUGAUAAACACUGUGUGCAAACAACAAUUUGGUCCCAAGUCCCAGCAAUGCCAUAGGGCACGGACCAUUUACUUGGCACGUUCAGUACAACUAUCAACAAAAUCUUCAGCUCUUUACAGUGCAUCCCCAUCAUGUCAGUGUGAGCAUCUAGCACACUGUGACAAGAAACAAGUGCCUGAUGAUACCCCAGAUGGUAGCACAGACAUUUGGCAUUGAGUUAACCAUAAGACUCACACCGUCUUUGCCCAGCUGUUGGUGAGAAGGUACCAAGGAAGAGGACAGGCUGGGGAUAUGGAGAAUCCAGCUCACACGAAGGUGGGAAACUGGAAAGAGGAUGAGGAGACCACGAUUAGAAAGGUGAGGGGAAGCUAUGGGUGCCAUAGUUGAUGGGGGGCAGCUGAGAGUUGCAGGGUCAGUACAAAGAUGGGGGUUUGUAGCAAUGUGCAUACAUUGAAAGCUGUUACAGGCAAUUUAUAUAGCAGCAGUUAUGGAGAAUUAAGGAGAAUGUUUACACUACCUGGCAAAACUUGUAGAAAAUUGAGGGGAAAAGGAAACUCAGCAAUGGUUUGAGUCUCUUACUGGAUGGAAACAGUAGAAAUGUGAACAAUAACACAGGAAGGGGGAGGAGAUCAAUAAGUGUGUUUGGUCUGCGCUUGGGGAAGAGCCAAGUGAUACACAAGUACAGUAUGAUGAUGAUGAUGGGAUACAUUCCAUUGCAGCAGGCUCUGAGGGAUAUGUUAACCAGAAGCUAAUAGCUGGGCAUCAGCAGGUCCAGGUAACCCGCGUCCAAGAGUUUUAAAAGCACUGGCACAGAGUAUCUUUAGACAAUUAAUGUCGAUUUUCAAUAAAUCUUGGAACUGGAUGAAAUAUUGCAGCAGUAUUUCAAGAGGGUAAACAAGGUGACCAGGGUAAUUAUGGCUUUCCAGACCGACAAGAAUUCUGGGUAACAUAAUGAGACCUGGGCUACAUUACAUGAUUAGAAAAGAAUUAAAGGAUGGAAACAAAAUAAAUGCAAAUUAAUGUGGAAAACAAAUCUUGCCAAAAUAAUUUGAUUUUUUUUAAUGGCGUUACAAGUUUGGUUGAUCAAGGUAAGUAGGUCUGCAAAAUACUUGGUUUCGUUAGCUUGAAACACUUUAAUUAAGAAACCAGAAUGAUACAGACUCAUUACAGCACAUAUUAAAACUGUUUAAAUCCUGGCUAACUGGCAGUUACAAAUUAGGGAAAUAAGAAGGCACCAUCAAAGAGUGUGUUUCUGUGUCACAUAGUGAUUGGUUCUAUGCUAUUCUAUCUCUACUAAUGGCUUCAAGGAGAGCAUAAAAACAUCACUUACCAAGUCUGUGAGUGAUGUAAACAAUAAAGAUUGACAAAAACAAGUCAGAAUGUAAAGUGUCUGAGACAGCUUGAUAGCAAGUAAUACGCAUUUCUAUACAGCCAGAUGUAGAAACACACACCAAAGAAUAGAGGUCAGAUGCAUAGGAUGGGAGAAUUUAUGCUCUAACAAGUUAAUGCUCGAAAACCUCGAGACUCAUCACAAAUAAUCAGAAGCAGAUGAGCAGGUGGUGCAGUGCUGUGGCCAGCAGGAUAAUAUAAUCCUUGGUUUUAUAAACAGAAGAAUAUAGAAUAAUGUCUUUAUUUUUAUCUGGCACAAGUUCCAACUGCUCCUGAAAUCUGAUAUUCAGAUUCGCUCAUAGAAAAGGUCCAGAGAAGACCAGCAAGAACGAUUCAGAAAGGAAAUCAAAACAUUCAAUCUGUUUCCACGUCUAAAA